AUUAAUGGUCGAACAAUAAAAGCACAUUCACAUUUCGUUACUGAAGAUGAAAUUGCUCUUAUGUCAGGUACUCAUAUGAUUGUUCAAUCACAACUUAGUCCAGCGCCGAAUUUAUAUAUUAUUCAUUUGAAACAAGUAGAACCAGAAAUGAUGACACUUGAACCACCAUUUGAAGGCGCACAUAUUUAUCCAAAAAUUCCACGUCCAUUUUAUCGAAAGAAACGAUUUAUGAUUCCAGCGUGUUUAUUACUUACUCUUCUUAUUGCAGCUGUUGUUAUUGGUGUCAUUAUGGGGACAAAAUCAAAACCAACAAAAUAUGUAUGUGAUAAUCCAUUUGAACCAGCCGAUGCUAUCGAUACUGGAAACUUUCCAUCUUCUUCUGUACUGGGCUAUUUCGAUAAUGAUACAUAUAUCGAUAUAGCAAUUGCAAAUUCAAACGAUGAUACUGUGUCUGUAUUACUAGGUGUUAAGGAGCAAAUUUUUCGAAGUACACGACCUGCUAUUGGUGAAUCACCAUCUAGUAUGAUAUCAGUCGACUUGAAUAACGACAACAAAAUAGAUUUAGUAGUAGCGAAUACAGAUGACGAUACAGUUAGUGUUCUAUUUGGUUUGGGAAAUGGACUUUUUCUGGAUGCAGUCGAUUAUGAUGUUGGUCAAGGUCCAAAUUAUUUAACAUCUGCUGAUUUUAAUAAUGAUAGUCAACCGGAUUUAGCAGUAACGAAUCGAGAUGACAUUACUGUUAGUAUACUUUUUAACAAUGGAUUUGGUCUAUUUCCAAAUAGUACCUACUUUUCACUUAAUUUCACCGCAUCUGUUAUAAUCGCUGGUGAUUUCAAUGGUGAUAAAAUCAUGGAUUUAGCAUUGGCAUUUACUUUGAAUCCCUCUGUUAAUGUAUUUUUUGGUAUUGGAAGUGGGAAUUUUAAUCUUGCACCUAAUUAUAGUACUGGUUACUAUCCAAUUUCUAUGAUAUCAACUGAUAUAAAUAAUGACAAGAACCUAGAUUUAGUAGUAUCCAACAGUGAUGAUGCCACUCUCACUAUACUUCUUAACAAUGGAGAUGGAAGUUUUACAACAUCCACUCUUAAUUCGGU
Molecule: messenger RNA, 1091 nt
Organism: Adineta steineri
Lineage: Eukaryota; Metazoa; Rotifera; Eurotatoria; Adinetida; Adinetidae
Source: the annotation of a GenBank genome assembly